Messenger RNA from Esox lucius (northern pike), 3848 nucleotides. RefSeq names its product kinesin-associated protein 3a (gene kifap3a). The record is from RefSeq and is a predicted model, not a curated record. The transcript is spliced from 19 exons. Bases 144 to 2456 code for a protein of 770 amino acids. Gene Ontology annotation, cellular component: ciliary transition zone; axoneme; kinesin II complex. NCBI's taxonomy places the organism in Eukaryota, Metazoa, Chordata, Actinopteri, Esociformes, Esocidae. Gene Ontology annotation, molecular function: kinesin binding. Gene Ontology annotation, biological process: microtubule-based movement; cilium organization.
CAGGUCUCACCCUAGCAACAGCCAAACCAAAGCCAAACAAUGCAAGCGCACGUUAGACAUUGGCUAGUGAGCUAACUACAAAACUAACUUAGCUAUCCAAUUCCAUCGUUCUGUUGAAUUCACCGUUAAAUAACAUUUAAUAUAUGUUUUCUGAUAUGGAAAAACUAAAGGCAGAAGAUACCCGGUAUAUCAAAAGGAAAGUGAAAGGGGGAAGUUUGGAUGUCCACCCAACAGAGAAAGCCCUUAUCGUUCAGUAUGAGGUGGAGGCAACUAUCCUUGGCGAGAUGGGAGAACCGAUGGUUGGGGAACGCAAGGAGUGUCAGAAAAUAAUCCGUCUUAAAAGCUUGAACGUCAACACGGACAUUGCCUCCUUAGCUCAGAAGGUAGUGGAAGAAUGCAGGCUCAUUCACCCAUCUAAACUACCUGAGGUGGAGCAACUGCUGUUCUACCUGCAGAACUGCAGAAAGCCAGACAAACAAGAGAAACACUCGUCGCGGGACUUCAUAUCAUUUGAGGGGAUGGAGCUGGAUCAAGAGGCCAACAUCAACAGCAUAGAUGACUAUGUGGAACUGCUAUAUGAGGAGAUUCCAGAGAAGGUCAAGGGAGCAACCCUCAUUCUCCACCUCGCCCGCAACUCAGGCAACCUCAAAGAUCUCAUGCAAAACAAGACGGCCCUGGGAGCCCUGGCCAGAGUCUUGAGGGAGGAUUGGAAACAGAGUGUUGACCUCACAACCACCAUCAUUAGCGUCUUCUUCUGCUUCUCCAGUUUCUCACAGUUCCACAUGCUGGUGACACACUACAAAGUUGGAGCCCUCUGUAUGAACAUCAUUGAACAUGAGCUGAUGAAGUAUGACCUCUGGCAGGACGAACUGCAGAAGAAGAAACAGGCUUGUGACGAUGACCCUGAGAACCAAAACGCGAAGAAGGAACAUGAGAAAGCCUUGAGGAAGUACCAAGGUUUACUGACCAAGCAGGAGCAGCUUUUACAAGUGGGUCUGUACCUGUUGUUAAACCUGGCUGAGGACACGUGGACGGAACUCAAGAUGAGGAAUAAGAACAUCGUCCAAACGCUAGUGAAGACCCUGGAGCGGCAGGAUGAGGAGCUACUGCUGGUGGUGGUCACCUUCCUCAAGAAGCUCAGUGUCUUCAUGGAGAACAAAAAUGACAUGGCGGAGACUAAUGCGGUGAUGAAGCUGGCCAGGCUGCUUUCCUCAGACCACAAGGAUCUGCUGAACAACACCCUGCGCCUACUACUCAACCUUUCCUUUGACACAGGCAUCCGCAGCCAAAUGGUCCAGGCUGGACUCAUCCCAAAGCUGUCCUCACUGCUAGCUGACGAGAGCCAGAGACAGCUGUGUAUGUGCAUUUUGUACCACAUCAGUAUGGACGACAGAUUCAAGUCCAUGUUUGCCUACACGGACUGCAUACCUCAGUUGAUGAAGAUGCUGUUUGUUUGUGGUGAGAGCCACACGGACAAGAAACUCAUCUCGUUCUGCAUCAACUUGGCUGCCAACAAGAAGAACGCACAGGUCAUCUGUGAAGGAAACGGUCUGAAGAUGCUGAUGAAUAGGGGUCUGAAACCAAAGGAUGUUUUCUUCAUGAAGAUGAUCAGGAACUUGUCUCAACAUGACGGACCCACAAAGAGUCUCUUCAUAGACUAUGUGGGUGACUUGGCGGCCCAAGUGGUAGGGGAGGAGAAGGAGGACUAUGUUAUCGAAUGUCUGGGGACCUUGGCUAACCUCACCAUCCCUGACCUGGACUGGGAUUUGGUGCUAAAGGAGUACAACCUAGUGCCUUACCUCAAAGACCACCUUAAACCAGGUUCUGCAGAGGAUGACCUGAUCCUGGAGAUGGUGAUCCUGAUUGGGACAGUGUCCACGGACGACUCGUGUGCUGUCACGAUGGCCAAGUCUGGCAUUAUCCCCACUCUCAUCGAUCUGCUCAACGUCCAACAGCAGGAUGAUGAGUUUGUGUGUCAGAUCAUCUAUGUGUUCUACCAGAUGGUGUUCCACCAGGCCACCAGGGAUGUUAUUAUCAAGGAAACAGAUGUACCUGCCUACCUCAUUGACCUGAUGCACGACCAGAACGCUGAGAUACGCAAGGUCUGUCACAACACCCUGGACAUCAUUGCUGAGCACGAUGCGGCGUGGUGGGGCAGGGUUCAGAGUGAGAAGUUCCGCUGGCACAACUCGCAGUGGUUAGAGAUGGUGGAGGGCCGAGCCGUGGCGGACGACGGAGACCCUUUUGGCUACGGUGACGACGGAGACCCUUUGGCGUACAUAGACGACGGAGACCCUUUCACGCGCUACGGAAACAUCCUGGAGAGACCCGACCUCUUCUAUAGCGCUGACAGGAUCAUCCCAGUUAAUGGCACCAUCAGCCCAGAAGUCUUCACAGAUUACCUGAAUGGAGACGUGGGUCAGGCUGGAGGCUUCCCUGACAGGACCAGGACCUGACCUGAAGUUCUACAGUGUCGCUUUCUCCCAGCUCCACAGUCUAGGCAGAUAUGCUGUGAGACGGGGAGGCUCCCCAGACAGGUAGACCGUGAGGCAAGGCAGGCUCUGCUGCAGACAGACUCCACACUGAAUCAGAGACAGCUCUGAGGCAGACAGGCUCUUCAGUCAGACUAUGAGGCAGACAGGCUCUUCAGUCAGACUAUGAGGCAGACAGGCUCUUCAGUCAGACUAUGAGGCAGACAGGCUCUUGAGUCAGACUGAGGUAGACAGACAGGCUAUGAGGCAGACAGGCUCUUGAGUCAGACUGAGGUAGACAGACAGGCUAUGAGGCAGACAGGCUCUUCAGUCAGACUGAGGCAGACUGGCUGUAGAGUCAGACUGAGGUAGACAGACAGGCUAUGAGGCAGACAGGCUCUUCAGUCAGACUGAGGCAGACUGGCUCUAGAGUCAGACUGAGGUAGACAGACAGGCUGUGAGGCAGACACCCUCUUCAGUCAGACUGUGAGACAGGCAGACCGGACAGCAGUCAUGUUAUGCAGGCAGGCUGUGUGACUCAGAGCUUGGUGUUUUCAAGUGUUUCUCUUAGCCUCCUUUAACCUGCCGUUCAAAUCCCCUCUGACAGCCUUAGCGUGUGUAGAGGAAAAAUACAUAUUUUUUGCCCAGUUAGGAAGCGUUGGAAGGGGGAAAGGGGAGGAGGGGUUGCAGGGUGCGUAACUGAUCGCUGGAAGUGAUUUGGGCUAAAAACAACACCUCAUUAUGGGCGCUCGGAGGGGCAAAGCAAACAGCUCGUAUUUUAGAGAGCCGGAGGAUGUCGGCCUGGGCUGCCAGUGACUAGCAGUGUUUAUCCAUCACCCCGUCCGGUUAGCUCUACUCACACCUAGGCCCCCGAUAAUAAGACGGUCACGUUGACCUGACCCACAUGGCUGAACGAUCAGGCCGGCUGGUCACAGCAGAGAGAAGACGGGACCGUGAAAUCACCCGGCAUCCCUUCCUCUGUGUCCACGUCCCCAUGGUAACUGAUUUGUACGCUUGCUGCAGCAGCACAUGUAUCAUUCCCCAAGCAGGCAGGUGUAGGGGCAGAAGGACGGCAGGGUGGAUGGGUCUGGCUGGGUAUUAGGCUCUCUAAGGCCACUGAGGUGGCCUCCCCCUUGAGUCAUUACUCUAAAUUAGAAUUGGUUCUUAUGUUGCUAGUUGCCUGGCCUGGUUACCUGUACACGGACAGGGGCCUUGUUAGAGAGACGCGUUUUUAUAUCAGAACAAUUUAUAGGGCAGGUGAAUGUUGCAUUAGGUUUUUAAUGUUUUCUCCCAUGUGUUUUGGAUUGGUCUCUCUAGUUCACUGUCUCAGAGUGCCACCUAGUGGCAGUCUUUAGAACCAUCUCACAUAGUGUGUGC